Messenger RNA from Acomys russatus (golden spiny mouse), 5960 nucleotides. RefSeq names its product ADAM metallopeptidase with thrombospondin type 1 motif 20 (gene Adamts20). The record is from RefSeq and is a predicted model, not a curated record. The transcript has 39 exons. Gene Ontology annotation, biological process: proteolysis; extracellular matrix organization. Lineage: Eukaryota; Metazoa; Chordata; Mammalia; Rodentia; Muridae. Gene Ontology annotation, cellular component: extracellular matrix. Gene Ontology annotation, molecular function: zinc ion binding; metalloendopeptidase activity. The coding region runs from base 188 to 5908 and encodes 1906 amino acids.
GAGGCAGCGGCGCCGGGAGCGGGGAUCCGCGGAGGAGCGAGGCCGGCUGGUCUGCAGUCCCGUGUGCUCUAGAGGCUGCUGAGACGCCGCGGAGAACGGCUAGAGCGCGGAGGAGGGCAGCGGAGCGCGGGGAGCCGGCGGCGCCGGCGGCCUCCCUGUCGGAAUCCCCCCCUCCCCGUGUGCAGCCAUGCGGGUGGCCAAGUGGUUGACCGGGCUGCUCUGCCCGUUCUCGCUCCUUCUCACUGGAUCUUGGGAAGUUCGUUUCCACCCACGACAGGAAGCCCUGGUGAAGACUCUGGCCUCCUAUGAAGUGGUGACUCCUGCGAGGGUCAAUGAGUUCGGAGAAGUGUUCCCUCAGAACCGGCAUUUCAGCCGGAAGAAACGUAGCUCCGGGGUGCCUGAGCCUCCUCCGCUCAGGACCCACUACCGCAUCCGCGCCUAUGGGCAGCUCUUCCAGCUGAACCUGAGCGCAGACGCGGCCUUCCUGGCUGCAGGCUACACCGAAGUGCACUUGGGGACCCCGGCGCACGGGCCAGGCAGAGGCAGUGCAGAGCCCCCAGACCUACGCCACUGCUUCUACCGUGGUCAGGUCAACGAGAGAGAGGACCACACCGCAGUCUUCAGUCUCUGUGGGGGACUGAUGGGAACAUUCAGAGCACACGAUGGCGAAUACUUCUUAGAGCCUGUCAUGGAGGCGGAUGGAAGUGACGGUGACGAUGACCACAACAAGCCACAUUUGAUAUACAGGCAGGAACUAAAGAGCAGCUCCUUUGCACACUCUCAUGGGCCUUGUGACGUUUCAGAAAAUCAAGCGAAGAAAACUGCCUUGCCCGCUCCUAACUUCAGUAACGGGACUGGAGACGUCAGUAUAAAGAAGGAAGCGGCGUUCCGAUCGGAAGGUGGAAGGAGUCAGAUACAUUCCAGGAAUAAGCGAUUUUUAUCAUACCCAAGAUACGUGGAAGUUAUGGUUACAGCCGACGCUAAGAUGGUCCACCACCACGGGCAGAGCCUGCAGCACUAUGUGCUAACCCUGAUGUCAAUCGUUGCAGCAAUCUACAAGGACUCAAGCAUCGGGAACCUGAUAAAUAUCGUGAUUGUGAAGCUGGUUGUGAUUCACAGUGAACAGGAAGGACCAGUCAUCAGUUUUAAUGCAGCUACCACGUUGCGCAACUUUUGCUUGUGGCAACAGACUCAGAACGUCCUGGAUGACGCUCAUCCUUCUCACCAUGACACUGCUGUUCUCAUCACGAGGGAAGACAUUUGUGGAGCUAAAGAGAAAUGCGACACACUAGGCUUAGCGGAGUUGGGCACCCUGUGCGACCCUUUGCGGAGCUGCUCCAUCAGUGAAGAGAACGGGCUGAGUGCCGCCUUCACCAUCGCCCAUGAGCUCGGGCAUGUGUUCAAUGUUCCGCACGAUGACAGUUUUAAAUGUAAGGAAUCUGGGGCUAAACAUCAGUAUCACGUAAUGGCACCAACUCUCAAUUACCACACGAGCCCCUGGACCUGGUCAGCAUGUAGCCAGAAGCACAUCACAGAGUUCCUAGACACUGGCCAUGGAGAAUGCCUUCUUGACAAACCAAAUGGAAGAAUAUAUGACCUGUCUCCACAGCUUCCUGGCUCAGUAUAUGAUGGGAACAAACAAUGUGAACUUAUGUUUGGUCCUGGAUCACAAGUAUGUCCCUAUUUGAAACAAUGUCGGCGCCUGUGGUGCACCAGUGCAGAAGGCGUCCACAAAGGCUGUCGCACACAGCACAUGCCGCUGGCAGACGGGACGAGCUGUGGUCCUGGGAUGCACUGCCACCGUGGCCUAUGUGUAACCAGAGACAUGGAGACCCGUCCUGUGGAUGGCGAGUGGGGACCCUGGGGACCCUACAGCUUGUGUUCAAGAACGUGCGGGGGUGGAAUCAAAAGCACAGCCAGGCUCUGUGACCGUCCCGAGCCAAGAAACGGAGGAAGGUACUGUGUGGGCCGCAGGAUGAAAUUUCGAUCAUGUAACACUGAUUCAUGUCCAAAAGGCAAGCGAGACUUCCGCGAAAAGCAAUGCUCUGACUUUGAUGGUAAACAUUUCAACAUCAACGGCCUGCCCCCUAAUGUGCGGUGGCUUCCAAAGUACAGCGGGAUUGCCAUAAAAGAUCGCUGUAAACUCUAUUGCCGGGUGGCUGGGACCACCAGCUUCUACCAGCUGAAGGACAGAGUUGCUGAUGGCACACCCUGUGGGACUGAGACAAAUGACAUCUGUGUUCAGGGCCUUUGUCGGCAAGCCGGCUGUGACCAUGUGUUGAACUCCAAGGCCAAGAGAGACAAAUGUGGAGUGUGUGGUGGCGAUAACUCUUCGUGCCAGACCCUGGCCGGUGUCUUCAACAGUGCACAUUAUGGUUACAAUGUCGUUGUAAAGAUUCCCGCGGGGGUGACAAACAUUGAAAUUCUUCAGCACAGCUACUCUGGAAGGCCGGAGGACGACAACUAUCUUGCAUUAUCUGACACUCACGGGAACUUUCUGCUGAAUGGUAACUUUGUUGUAAGCAUGGCGAAGAAAGAAAUCAACAUCCAGGGAGCUAUCAUUGAAUACAGUGGAUCAAACAACUCGAUUGAAAGAAUUAAUAGCACUGACCGGCUGGAAGCGGAGCUGGUUCUGCAGGUGUUGUGUGUGGGUAAUUUAUAUAACCCUGACGUGCACUAUUCCUUCAACAUCCCCAUUGAGAAGAGGAGCAAUCAGUUCUCCUGGGAUCCAUAUGGGCCGUGGCAAGACUGUACCAAAAUGUGCCAAGGUCUUCAUAGAAGAAAAAUUGCCUGCAUACGUAAGAGUGACCAUGCGGUUGUGUCUGAUCAAAGCUGUGACCACUUACCGCUGCCACUGUUUGUGACUGAAAAGUGCAAUACAGACUGUGAACUCAGGUGGCACAUCGCUGGCAAAAGCGAAUGCUCGUCCCAGUGCGGCCAAGGGCACAGGAGCCUAGACGUUCGCUGCAUGAAGUACUCCAUGCAUAAAGGACAGACUGUCCCAGUAGAGGAUCACUACUGUGGUGAUCAGCCCAAACCUCCUACCCGAGAGCCAUGCCAUGGCAGCUGUGUUGUAGCAAGGUGGCACUAUUCGGAGUGGUCCCAGUGUUCCAGGAGUUGCGGAGGAGGGAAGGAGACCAGAGAGUCCUACUGUGUCGAUGGCUUUGGCCACCGCCUUGCUGAACGAGAGUGUCAAGAGCUUCCUCGGGUGACACUUGGGGACUGCAAUGAGUUUCCUUGUCCCAUCUGGGCAACUAGUGAGUGGAGUGAGUGUCCUGUCACCUGUGGAGAAGGAACGAAACAGCGGCAGGUGUGGUGUCAGCUGAGUGAAGAGCACAUGAGUGACGGCUUCUGUAACGCCAGCACCAAGCCUGAGUCGCUGAGCCGCUGUGAGCUCCGUGCGUGUGCUUCUUGGCAUGUCGGACCGUGGGGCUCUUGCACGGCCACCUGUGGACACGGCUAUCAGAUGCGAGCUGUUAAGUGUGUCAGUGAGCUCUUUGGCACCAUGCUAGAUGACAGAGAGUGCCAGGGAGCCAGCCGGCCAAGUGACAGACAGGACUGUAUAUUUGCACCUUGCCUGGUUAUUCCAAGAGUUGGGGCCACCUCCUUCCCAACCAUUGCCCUGGGAAAGGCAGCGCAGUGGCGCCAUGGAUCUUGGACCCCAUGCUCCGCGUCGUGUGGAAGAGGCAGCCAGGCCCGCUAUGUGAGCUGUCGCGAUGCUGAUGACGGAGUAGCGGAGGAGUCGCACUGUGCCCAUCUGCCCCGGCCUGCUGAAGUGUCUCCCUGCUUCAGCCCCUGUGGAGAGUGGCAAGCAGGCAGCUGGUCCCCGUGUUCAGCUUCCUGCGGACACGGGAAAACCACUCGGCAGGUUUUAUGCAUGAACUACCCGCAACUGGUCGAUGAGAGCUACUGUGACCCCGCAGUCCGUCCCGCGAUCGAACAAGAAUGUAGCCUGGCAGCCUGCCCGCCCUCAUACAGCCAUUUUCCCAGCUCCUCUGAGCAGCCAAGCCAUUUCCCAGGCAGAAAUGUUCCGUUAACUCACAGACCAGAAGAGACUCAAAAUCGAGGGGUCCACCCAUCGAUCGGAGGGAACCAAUGGAGAACAGGCCCCUGGGGAGCAUGUUCCAGAAGCUGCGCAGGCGGUCUCCAGCACAGGGCUGUGGUCUGCCAGGAUGAAGACGGGCGAAGCGCUUCUUACUGUGAUGUGGCCUCCAAGCCCCCAGAGUCACGGCACUGUGGCUCCGGACCUUGUCCACACUGGAAUUAUGGGGACUGGGGAGAAUGCACACAAACAUGUGGUGGAGGAGUAAAAUCGAGAUUCGUGAUAUGCCAGUUUCCCAAUGGCCAGAUGGCACAGGAACACAACUGUGAACUGCCCAAGCCACCUAGCAUGACGCAGUGUCACCUGCAUGCCUGCCCUGACGAUGUGUCCUGGUAUCGGGGACCAUGGAAAUCGUGCUCAGCGUCUUGUGGCAAAGGUGUAAAGCACCGAGAGGUCCUUUGCAUUGAUCUGCUGCGAAGGAAAUUAGGAGAAAACUAUUGCAGUCAUCUGCAGAAACCGCGAACUCACAAAGCUUGCAGGUCGGGACGAUGCCCUUCAUGGAAAGCCAAUAGAUGGAUGGAGUGCUCUGUGACCUGUGGCUCUGGGGUGCAGCAGAGGGAGGUGUACUGCAGACUGAGAGGUACUGGGCGAGUGGCUGAAGGCCUGUGUGAUCCAUUCACCCGGCCUCAGGGACAGCGGCACUGUUGGCAUCAGGACUGCAUGAAGUACCAGUGGGCAACAGAAGGCUGGCUAGAUUGCUCAACAUCAUGUAAGAAAAAAAAGACCUACCGGCUAGUGAAAUGCACGAAUGAAAAAAACGUGCAAGUGAACGAAAGUUUCUGUGAUCCUUUGACAAAACCUCUUUCAACCAAAAAGUGCAAGAAUCCUCACUGCAAGUAUGUGGUGGUAACAGGAGACUCAUCGCAGUGUGCAGGCAAUUGUGGGUUCACUCACCCACAGAAGAUUACUUACUGCACUAGGAUCCAGUCCCCUAAGAAGCGUGUGUUCCAUCAGCUUCGGCCUGUAGACUAUGAAGAAUGCCCCGUGAUACCUUUUCCUCAUGUGUACAAAUGCGAUGUUGGAAGUUGUUUGCAUGUAGCCACUUGGAAAGUGGGGAAAUGGAGCAAGUGCUCAGUAACUUGUGGAAAUGGGAUAACGGAGAGAAGAGUAGAGUGCAGGACUGAAAACGGUUGGCCCAGUGACUUAUGUUUAAAGCGUUUAAAGCCAGAUGCUCAAAAGAAAUGUUAUGCCAAUGACUGCAAAUUAUUUACUACCUGCAAAGAAAUCCAAGUUGCAAACAAUGCUACCAAGGAUGGUGACUACGACCUUAACAUCAGGGGAAGAAUAAUGAAGAUCCAUUGCUCGGGCAUGCGUCUGGAGAACCCUAGAGAAUAUUUGCCACUGGUCAAAGGCGAAGACAACUUUUCAGAAGUAUAUGGCCUCAGGCUUCAAAAUCCCCAUGAGUGCCCCUUCAAUGGAAGCAGGAGGCGAGACUGUGCAUGUAAAGAUGACUACCGACCUGCUGGAUACACUGCUUUCAGCAAAGUGAGGGUUGAUCUCACGUCCAUGCAAAUCCAAACUACGGAUCUUCUUUUCUCUCAGACACUAUUUGGAAAAGCAGUAACAUUUGCCACAGCUGGAGACUGCUACAGUGCUGCCAGAUGCCCGCAGGGGCAGUUUAGCAUUAAUUUAGCCGGAACUGGGAUGAAGAUUUCCAACACAGCAAAGUGGCUCGCUCAGGGGAGGUAUGCCUCCGCCAUCAUCCACAGAUCUCAGGACGGAACCAAAGUCUACGGUAGAUGCGGAGGGUUCUGUGGGAAAUGCAUUCCCCACACGGCUCCAUGGCUCCCGGUUCAAGUACUCUGAACAUUCAGUCUUGGAAGUACCGAUGAAGGGAUGCUCUGUGAAAGCGCAGGGC